Messenger RNA from Suillus subaureus, 678 nucleotides. RefSeq names its product transport protein particle component. The coding region runs from base 1 to 678 and encodes 225 amino acids. Gene Ontology annotation, biological process: endoplasmic reticulum to Golgi vesicle-mediated transport; regulation of GTPase activity. The transcript is spliced from 5 exons. Lineage: Eukaryota; Fungi; Basidiomycota; Agaricomycetes; Boletales; Suillaceae. The record is from RefSeq and is a predicted model, not a curated record. Gene Ontology annotation, cellular component: cis-Golgi network; TRAPP complex; trans-Golgi network.
AUGCAGGCAGCAUCGGCCAGCGCCCUCAGUGCCCUUGCCGACCCUCCUGCUCGAAUGGUCGAUGGUGCAGCCAUGGAUUACUUAUUGAUCGAAGCUGUGAAUGCACUUCGUGUCUCAUCAGCAGUCGCUUCUGCUCGAGCCAAAAAAAUCGAGCAUGACAUGGUCGAAGCUGGGUUGGUUCCACCACCACCACCACCACCACCCGCCAAACAACAGAAUCCGAGAGAUAGUGCUAGUAGCACGUCGGGUAAGAUACCAGGGCCUGCGGAUGAGGAUGAGGGGGUGAGGUCUAGGCUGGAAGCUAUCGGUAUGCACGUCGGGGGUAACUUUGCGGAGAGGCUUUGCCGUGAUCGCCCAUUAUUCAGCGACUCUCUGGACGUUAUCAAGUUUGUUUGCAAGGAUCUUUGGGUCUCUUGCUGGGACAAACAAGUCGACAACUUACGUACAAAUCACAGAGGGGUCUAUGUUCUUCAAGAUAAUGCCUUCAAGCCAAUUUCUCGAAUUUCCUCAUGGGAAGGUCGACAAGAAGCCCUCAAGCGAGCCAAGCUGUAUGUCGCACUUCCUGCUGGGAUUAUUCGAGGUGCAUUGUCUCGAAUCGGGUUUCAAGGGACGGUGGUUCCUGAAAUCACCACUCUACCUCAGUGCACCUUCCAGAUUAAGCUACCAAAAAACACAUGA